AUGCACCACACCGAGUGGGUCGGUUCCGAGGACUUCUCAUGUCUUGUCUACAUUACUAGUCCAUGGACACUAAACCUGGCCGAGCCAUGGUGGAAAGCUAAGUAUUGGAUUUUAAUCACUGAUUCAUUCACGUUAGUACCCUACUUUCCUACUGAAACCUGGGUUAAGUACUCCAUUAAGGAUGUCCCCGCCAGUGGGGGAUGUGACGGUGUACCGAUCCAGCUUGGUGCGCCGUUGCAGUCCAAUCUCGAUGGGAUGAUGGAUUAUCAGCAAACUACGGAAGUGAGGCCACAUCUUCCGUACGUUAGAAGAUGCAGUAGUGAUUAUGAUUUGGAUCGGAUCGCUGAUAAAACCGUGGAUGAUUUGGUGGGAUCAACCCUGACUUCGGCUACAUACAUCUGGGCGGGCGCGACAAAAAAGCAAAAACAGGUGAACGAACAGAUCGGCAUCGUAUCUCUAGCCAGCUUACUUGCUAGAAAAGGUUAUAAUCAUCAUUCAUUCAUUCAGUCAGUCAGUCAGUCAAUCAGUCUACUGAUCAAAGGAAGGAAAAGUAAAAACAGAAAAGGAGAAAGCAUGAUUGAACACUACUACUGUGUACUCGAACUACUGAGUGAAGAAAGUUGA
Molecule: messenger RNA, 624 nt
Organism: Aspergillus niger
Lineage: Eukaryota; Fungi; Ascomycota; Eurotiomycetes; Eurotiales; Aspergillaceae
Exons: 3
Coding region: 1-624 (207 amino acids)
Source: RefSeq, a predicted model, not a curated record